AUGGACAAGCGCGGAAGAAGUGGCGUUGAUCGGCGCUCAAAUCAUUUCCGCGCUGGCUUUUGCCACUCAAGGGACAUCGCGCAUCUGGAUGUCAAGCCGCAAAAUGUGUUCAUAAAAGGCGAUGGCAUCACUAUCCGGGUCGGCGAUUUCGGAAGCGUCAUGCAACUGAGGUCAAUCGAGGCGACAAUUCAAGGAACAAGCACUGAGGGAGUCAAGAAUACGCUGAUUUACACCCCUCCAGAGUCGUUUACCGAAGCUCUUAGAAGAUCAGCCCGCCUAGAUGUUUGGGGAUUCGGCCACAUUAUUCAAGAACUUUUGACUUUUGAGCACGCUUUUGCCGAGUUGAUGGAAGACCAACUAAAAUUCAACCCAAAAUCGUUCAAAACAUUUGCGAAAACAAACGAACAAAAAUCGCCGAAAUCCGCGGCGAAAACGAAGAAAUGCGAUCUUUUGCGAGUUUUGGAGCGAAUCGAAAGCGGCGAAGCUCCAAAUGAAAUCAUUGCUCCUCCGGAAGAAAUCAUCAGGAGACUGAGGGAAACCAAUCAGCAGCAGGAGAGUUUGAUUGAGGCGCAGAAGAGGAGGAUAAGCGAGCUGGAAGCGAAACUUGAGAAAAAUCAAAAUAGAAAGAGGAAAAUUCGGGAACUCAAGCAAAUUUGUGAAGAACAACAAGAAAAUGAACAGAAAUUCCUCGCCGAGAUCGCAAAUUUGAAGCAAAAAGAGAAUUUCGAAAAUCUCUCCGCGAAGUUUUUGUAUAGUCAGAAGUUGGAGGUCGCGGAGAAUGGAUGGAAUCUCAAGUUCCAAGGUGGUCAUAUUUAUAAAGGAGAUGGUUGGCAUCAUCUCUGGAUCGGAAGCAAAGACGGCGGAGUUCGAUUCAAAGCCGUGGUGCAGGAGAUUAAUGUUGAAAAUGGAGACGAGCUGAGCAGAGGAGAAGUCACAAGCGAGCCGGAUGGACAGAAGCAGAAAAUCAAAUACAAGUACGGUCACUUGGCAUAUAAAGAUGGAAAGUACGCGAACAUCGAUGUUGGGCAAUUUGAAACGAACCAGGGAGUGACGACCGCUUUGGAUACCGCGACGGGAGAGACUGUCAUCGUCAAGGCGAUUUUGCUCCAAAACGCAAGCCACUGGAAAAGCACGCAGCAUGAAGCAGCGACUCUUCGGGAGCUAGAUCACGCGAAUGUGGUCCGCUUUGUCGACUUCCUCGAUCGACAAACUCCGGACUGGGCCGAGUUCGGAGCGAUGAGCUUCAUCAUCAUGGAGUACUGCGCUGGCGGCAGUCUCGUCGACUGGAUCGAGAAGAUGAAACAAGCCGCGCGACGAACAACGCUGGACGAGGCGAGAAUCAUCGCAGCUCAAAUGAUCUCAGGGCUGAGCUACUGCCACGGAAGAAAUAAGGUCCAUCUCGACCUCAAACCCGCAAAUAUAUUUGUGGCCCGAGACUAUAUCACGGUGAAAAUCGGCGACUUCGGAAGCGCCCAUUCAGUCCGGUCGGUGGAGGCUUCAUUGACGACUUCAAGUGGCGAUGGAAUCAAAUGCACGCCCUUGUAUGCAGCUCCAGAAAUGCACAAGAAGGAAGAGGAGGCAAAAAAGUCCCCGCGUCUGGAUGUUUGGGGUUUCGCCUUGAUUUUACAGGAAGUCCUCACUUUGGAACAUCCUUUUGGCCGAGUCGAUGGUCAACCAGCGCUCACUGGAGAAAUAAUGGCGAACAUUCAAACUGGAAAACGGACGUCGCUGUUUGAAAUCUUCGGCGAAACGGACGAAGUUGAAGAGUUCGAAGUUCUUCUCGAAAAAUGCACAAAAGUUGAAAGGACCGAGAGGCCGAGAAAUACGAUUGAGCUGCGAAAUGAAGCUGUCUUCGUUGAUUUCUUGGAAAGAAUCGAAAGUGGAGAGCGAGCGAGCAGCAUUGUUCCCUCUCCAUUUCCAAUUGAAAAUGACGAACGAAAAGAGAUUUUCGAAAAACUCUCCGCGAAGUUUGGGAGUGGUAACUGGUUGGAGGUGGCGGAGAAUGGAUGGAAUCUCAAGUUCCAAGGUGGUUAUAAAGGAGAUGGUUGGCAUCAUCUCUGGAUCGGAAGCAAAGACGGCGGAGUUCGAUUCAAAGCCGUGGUGCAGGAGAUUGUUCGUUACAAUGGAAACGAGAUGAGCAGAGGAGAUGUUACAAGCGAGCCGGAUGGACAGAAGCAGAAAAUAAAAUACAAGUAUGGAGAUUAUGAGUACGGUUGUUAUGUAAGAUACAACAUCACUUUACUGUAA
Oikopleura dioica is the source of this 2247-nucleotide messenger RNA. The record is from the annotation of a GenBank genome assembly. Lineage: Eukaryota; Metazoa; Chordata; Appendicularia; Copelata; Oikopleuridae.